Messenger RNA from Marasmius oreades (fairy-ring Marasmius), 2385 nucleotides. It is a transcript of the gene GSY1, whose product is annotated as glycogen synthase isoform 1. NCBI's taxonomy places the organism in Eukaryota, Fungi, Basidiomycota, Agaricomycetes, Agaricales, Marasmiaceae. Gene Ontology annotation, biological process: glycogen biosynthetic process. The transcript has 8 exons. Bases 124 to 2385 code for a protein of 753 amino acids. The record is from RefSeq and is a predicted model, not a curated record. Gene Ontology annotation, molecular function: alpha-1,4-glucan glucosyltransferase (UDP-glucose donor) activity. Gene Ontology annotation, cellular component: cytoplasm.
GUCGCUACUUUUACUUACAGUGACGCAGGUUAUUGUAUCGUGUUUGCCUUUUUCCCUCUGGGGGAAUCGAGCUCGUCCAAUUCACUUAAAUAUCCUUCUCUUCCUCUUACCACCACCAUCAUUAUGGCCUCCUCGACGUCGACGGCAGAAAAGCGUGACGUACACAACCCUUUACUCUUUGAAUGUGCUUGGGAAGUCGCCAACAAGGUCGGCGGUAUCUACACCGUUAUCAAGACCAAAGUUCCAGUGACCGUCUCUGAGUAUGGGGACCGUUAUUGUCUCAUUGGCCCUCUCAGCUAUAAAACAGCACCCAUGGAAGUCGAACAGCAGGAACCUUCAGAUCCUCAUCUAGCUGGAACGCUCGAGAGUAUGCGAUCUCAGGGUAUCAAAGCGCUAUAUGGGCGCUGGCUUAUUGAGGGCGGCGCUCCUCGAGUAAUACUGUUCGACACAGGUAGCGCGUACUCAAGGUUGGACGAAUGGAAAAACGAUCUCUGGAAUUUGGCAGGGAUCCCUAGUCCUCCAAAUGAUAACGAAACGAACGAGACGAUUGUGUUUGGUUACCUGGUGGCUUGGUUCCUAGGCGAAUAUGUUUCCCGCCAACUCACAACUGCUGUCGUCGCACACUUUCACGAAUGGCAAGCGGGUCUCGCUAUUCCACUUUGCAGAAAAAGGCACAUUGAUAUCACGACUGUUUUUACCACCCACGCCACACUCUUGGGCCGGUACUUGUGUGCUGGUUCAGUGGAUUUCUACAACAACUUGCAGUACUUUGAUGUGGAUCACGAAGCUGGAAAACGCGGCAUCUAUCACAGGUACUGCAUAGAACGCAGUGCGGCUCACUGCGCCGACGUUUUUACGACAGUCUCUCAUAUCACUGCGUACGAAUCAGAACAUUUGCUCAAGCGCAAACCGGAUGGAGUACUACCCAAUGGCCUCAAUGUUGUGAAGUUCCAGGCUAUGCACGAGUUCCAAAACCUUCACUCAACAAGCAAGGCCAAGAUCAACGAAUUCGUGCGAGGCCACUUUUAUGGGCAUUAUGAUUUCAAUUUGGAGAACACGCUUUACAUGUUCACUGCCGGUCGAUACGAGUACAGAAACAAAGGUGUCGACAUGUUUAUUGAAUCCUUGGCUCGUCUGAAUUACCGGCUGCAGAAGGCAGGGUCUACGAUCACGAUCAUCGCAUUUAUUAUCAUGCCCGCAGCUACCAAUUCUUACACCAUCGAAGCUCUGAAGGGCCAGGCUGUCACCAAACAGCUUCGCGAUACGGUCACUGAAAUCCAAAACCGAAUUGGUGCGCGAUUAUUUGACCAUGCAGCACGAUUCCAUGGGGAUCUGAAAGCCAUCCCGACGCCAGAUGACCUCCUAUCCGCUGAAGAUCAAGUUUUAUUGAAGCGUCGUAUCUUCGCCUUGAAACGAAACUCGUUACCCCCAGUCGUGACACACAACAUGGUUGACGACGCCAACGACCCUAUCCUCAACCAGAUUCGCCGGGUGAAAUUGUUUAAUAACAGUCAUGAUCGCGUCAAAGUUGUCUUCCAUCCUGACUUCCUCAACUCCAACAACCCUAUUCUUGGAAUGGAUUACGAGGAGUUUGUUCGUGGUUGUCAUCUGGGCGUUUUCCCGAGUUAUUAUGAGCCAUGGGGCUAUACGCCGGCGGAGUGUACGGUGAUGGGUAUUCCAAGCAUAACAACAAACUUAUCUGGCUUCGGUUGUUUCAUGCAGGAUCUCAUCGAGAGACCUCAAGAUGAAGGCUGCUACAUCGUCGACAGACGCACGCAAUCUGUCGAGGAUUCUGUCAACCAGCUCACGGAACAUAUGUUCUCGUUCUGCAGCAAGACGAGACGUCAACGGAUUAACCAACGUAACCGUGUUGAACGGCUUAGUCCACUUUUGGAUUGGAAGAAUUUGGGAAUCGAGUAUAGUAAGAGUAGGCAAUUGGCUUUGAGGAGGGCCUAUCCUGAUCAGUUCUAUGGACCUGAUGGUGAACCUUACGAGGUAAAUGGGUUUGAGGGUGAAGACCCAGACUUCUUUGGUGGAGGCGUAAGCAGGAUGCCGCCUUUGAGUAUGCCUGCUAGUCCGAAGUUGAGGGGUGUGGCCACACCCGGAGACCUCGGAACGUUGACCGAAGAGAUGCAAGCCCUCUCGACCAGUGACUACAGAGGUUCUGGAUGGCCUACGUCUCUGGAAGAUGAAGAAGACUCUUAUCCCUUCCCAUUGGUGAUGAAGGUACGCUCGAGAGCCGGAUCUGUUAUGAGUGGUGCCAGUACACCUGGAGGUGGUGCCCAUAGAAGCUUGAGCGAGCGCGAUCUUCAGCAGGCGGACGAAGCUCUCAGUCAGGUCAAUGGAGUGGUUGCUUCCGACAGUAAGGAGACUGUAACCGCGUGA